AUGGCUGAGACAGUAGGAACUGCUGCCCCCGCAGCGCAGGAUAUCGUCGGUGCUUCCAUUGCGCCCAUCGCCGGUGCCCGAAAGAAUGGAAAGCAAUGGAAACCCGCCAAGCAAGCCUUCCGGCCUAAAGCUGGCACAAGCAAGACGUGGGAAGCCCGCCUUGAAGAGCGAAAGGCCCUGGCCGCAAUGAAGUCCAGGGAGAAGGAACUCAAGGAAGAGAAGGAAGCUGCUAGAGUGGUACGGAUAGCAGCCUUGAAGACAAAGAGGGAAGCAAAGGCGGAGAAGGAGAGAUAUGAGAAGCUUGCGGAGAAGAUGCAUGCCAAGAGAGUAGAGAGGUUGAAGAGGCGUGAGAAGAGAAACAAGGCAUUGAAGGAGAGGUGA
Molecule: messenger RNA, 381 nt
Organism: Morchella importuna
Lineage: Eukaryota; Fungi; Ascomycota; Pezizomycetes; Pezizales; Morchellaceae
Exons: 3
Coding region: 1-381 (126 amino acids)
Source: RefSeq, a predicted model, not a curated record